Solea senegalensis (Senegalese sole) is the source of this 1423-nucleotide messenger RNA. RefSeq names its product transmembrane protein 45a (gene tmem45a). The transcript has 6 exons. The coding region runs from base 198 to 1031 and encodes 277 amino acids. Lineage: Eukaryota; Metazoa; Chordata; Actinopteri; Pleuronectiformes; Soleidae. The record is from RefSeq and is a predicted model, not a curated record.
GAGGAGAGAAGAGCCAGAGCAGCAGCGGUUUUCUUCAGCUUCGUCUGCUGAGAUUGUUUUUUCAUACCGGAAGUUAUUUACAUGAGGACAAACAUGAGGAAACUUUGAUUUUUCUGCUUUUCUUUUUGCUCCCAGAAACUUUUUGUCUGUUUGUCAUCUGCUCGCUGAUUCACGCACUGGUUCACGGCUCGUUGGUCAUGGGGAGCUUUAAAGGCCACGCCCUCCCCGGCAGCUUCUUCUUUGUGGCUGGGAUCUGGUGGACGGCAAAGUAUGCGCUCUGGCACGCUUCCCGCAGGAACAAGAACUUAGGUUCCACUCGCUUGUCUAGCAGAGUGUCACAGCGCCGCCUGGAGGUCAUCGAAAGCUCCAUCGUCAUCUUCUUCUCUUUUGUCGGGAUUCUGGCAGAGCAGUUUGCUGAUAACGGACCGAAGCUGCACUUGUACGACUCUGUGGAGAAACACUGGGAGGACCUGAUGAACUGGCAGCACACCACCAUGUACCUGUUCUUCGGCCUGGCCGGGACUGUGACGCUGAUCCUCCACACCACAGAGGGCGCUCCUCUGGCCACGGACCGAUUAAUGCUGGCCAUGGCGUUCUUUAACGAAGGGUUUCUUUUCUUCUACCACCUCCACGGCAGAGCGAUGCUGGACGUCCACGUGCACCAGCUCCUGCUCUACGCCAUCUUUGGAGAAGCUCUUGUUUCCUUCCUGGAGGUUUUCCACCGCGGGAACAUCGUCCUGGAGCUGCUGCGCUGCACGCUCACCGUCCUGCAGGGAACCUGGUUCUGGCAGAUUGGUUUGGUGCUGUAUCCUCCCAGUGGACCAGACUGGGACCAGAAAGACACUGGAAACAUGAUGUUCAUCACCAUGUGUUAUUCCUGGCACUUGGCCUUCGCCAUGAUGGUGGUCAGCGUGAUCUACUGCACCGUCAGCUGUGGGGUUCGAUCCAGACUGAAGAGAACUCCUCCGAUGGAGAUGGGACUCCUGAAACCCAGAGACAGAGACCCAGAGUCCGAGGACGAGGUUUUAUGAAGAGGACAGACGUCCAGCUUCAUCUCAUGUCCAUCAAAGUUAAAUCAGGGACACAAUAACUGAGACGGAAUAUUAAGGGAGAACAGUUCCUUUCACAGACUUCGAGAAUGACGCCGUACGUUUACGAGAAUAGAGUGGUAAUAUUCUUACCUGUUGUUUUAGAAGAGGGGAGUUUGGUGGAAUUGUACUUUAGAACAGGUUUCACUACAUCAUCGUCUUUUCCACAGAAAGAACCAGGAGGACUUGGACGAAACAGCUGGAAGUGGUCGACUGCAGGGUCAUUCAGAGCAGUUCUGUGGUUUCUCUAGUAACAUGACUGAGAAUUGAGUCCAGGUCCGGCGAGCACGCAGUACAGUACGACUUUAUUCUCGUGAAUUAAGACUUUAUUCUCA